AAUAAAACGAAGAAAAACAAGAAAAAAUGAGUAAUUUCAGAAAAUUUCGUAAACAGAUCUUUUUGCAAAAAAGUAGCCCAAGACCGUGUUACCAUGUACUACUGGACACCUAUACACACCUUUAUAUUGACAGUUACGCCUACCGAGAUGUCGGUAGCGUUGGUGUUGAACAGUGCUGCGACUCGCUAACCAGGAGGUAUACCCUACACAGUAACAAAAGCGCAGCUGAGUAGGAGAAGGGACUCGGUGCAGCUCUGUCGCCGACGUUGUCGGUGUUCGUCAGCGUUGAAAUUCGUGAUGAAAACCCUCAGGUCGUGGCGAUAAGAUAGAGCUUGACCCGAAAUGGCGCUUGCUUCUAUAAUUCGUAGAAAACUCAGGGAGAUAGUCGCAUGCAGGGGAACGUGGUAACGCGAAUUUAAGAGGCCGAAAGUUAGGAAGAAGAAGAGGCGUGAAGUAAUAGAUUUUGUAGUAGCAAGUUUCCAAAAAAGAAAUUCUAAAUCUGUCAGAAAUUGAAGAGAGAUAGCAUCCGGUAUCCUUACAGAUAAUAAAGACAACUUAGCAAGCUGCACAACUCCCAGUUGCACCAACAAAGGAUCAAUCAUGAAAACUAUUCUCGUAAUAAAUCCCAACUGCACAGAGAGUAUGACAAACUGCAUGAGGGAUACACUCUCCAAAUGUUCUCCCGCAGAUACAGUCAUAGAUUAUUACACAUGUCCGCCAGAGGGACCUGCUUCCAUUGAAUCUGUAACGGACGCGAUUCGAUCAGCUAAUGUCGUUAUGAGCAAUUUGCCGGAGCCAAAGGAGCUCGAGAGAAAGUACAGUGCGUUUCUCGUGGCCUGUUACUCAGAUCAUCCACUGGUUCACUCAUUGCGGGAAUGCGUGCACCAGCCAGUUUUAGGCAUAAUGCAAGCAUCCAUUCUUACAGCAUUGAGCGUUGGCCAUAGGAUAGGAAUUGUAACGACGACAAAACGAUACGACAACCUUCUGACCGAUGGCGUUCGGGCCAUGGGAAUUGAUAACACUGUAUUUGUAGGUGUGGAGACAACUGGUCUCACACCGCUCGAGCUGGAGUCCAAAAGUCGAGAAGUGGUUGAAGAGUCAUUGGCACAAUGCGCCAAACGUCUUGUUCAGGAUGGUGGUGCGGAUGUUGUUUGUCUUGGUUGUGCUGGUAUGGCGAAUAUGGGAGAUAUUGUGCGUAAAGCCGUCGGCGACAAUGUUUCAGUCAUUGACGGCGUGAUUGCUGGCGUUCAUUUGCUUUGGGCACUUGUGCAGAUGAAAGUGCAGACGUCAAAACAAGGCGUUUACCAGUCAUUGCGUGUUAACCCCUUCUCACGUAUAUAGUUAUAUGUAAAGAGACAGUGGACGGAAACAUGCACAAGGAGGAAAAAAGGAAGGUGCAAGUUGUUUUUUUCACACGAGACAAACCAGACGGAGGGAAACAGAAAAGAGAGUGGGUUUGCCGAGAGAAGAAGGAAUAAAUAAUGAUUGGUACUACCCAAGUGUGUUGGAAAGGGUAGCAACAGCAUCGGGAUAACGUUACAUACCUAGUUCGUUCAAGGCAGAGGUCCAAAACUCGUAAUUGGAAUCAUUAGCGGGAAGGUUAGACGCACCGGUUGGCC
This is a messenger RNA of Schizosaccharomyces japonicus yFS275, 1619 nucleotides long. RefSeq names its product hydantoin racemase family protein. Bases 601 to 1341 code for a protein of 246 amino acids. NCBI's taxonomy places the organism in Eukaryota, Fungi, Ascomycota, Schizosaccharomycetes, Schizosaccharomycetales, Schizosaccharomycetaceae. The transcript has a single exon. Gene Ontology annotation, molecular function: racemase and epimerase activity; amino-acid racemase activity. The record is from RefSeq and is a predicted model, not a curated record.